AUGGCCCUCACCAGAGUCUUGUGCGCAUUUCUGUUUGUAUGUGUCGCGCUGUGUCAGGCAGGGAAGAUUGACUAUGUCGGAGGGUUGUCGGAUCUCAAGCUCGACCACCAGGAUAAACUAUCGUGGCUCGAAACAUUACAGGAGAAACAGGUAAGGAGCAUGGUGUUCUGUACCUUUUUAGGGUUUGUGAAAGUUAGGCGAUAUAACGUUUAUUUUGUGGAACGUGCUUGUGUUGAAUGAAAUGAGUGGAUCUGUCCAUGGACCUGAAAUUGCUCAUUGGUAGUAAACACACAAAAUGAUAGGCUACUUCACUUUAGAUGUUUUCUUUUAGCAGGCUAGCCUACCUAUGCUAGGCUAUAGACUAUUUUAAUUAACAAGGAAUGCAUUUAACAUCUUAUAUAUAGGCUAUAUUCUACACAUCAAAUAUUGCUAACACUGUCCACUGUCUAUCUAUGCAGACUUAACUUACUUUACAGGAUUUGACAAUAAGCUUUUUCCUUUCACAGGUAUCCACCGACGACAAAUACCACCUCGCCUGGCUGCUAUACAAGCUUUUAAAGUCACACAGCGACCAGUUCAAAUCAAACGUUCUCCCUCAUGGCCCGGAGAGUGGUGGGGUACAGGAGAGUAGGCACGAGACUACGCCACAGAAGGACAAGCGCGUUCGCAAAGCCAGAUGCAGAGUAUUCUUUUGGAAGUCAUGGACCGCAUGCUGA
Messenger RNA from Coregonus sp. 'balchen', 716 nucleotides. NCBI's taxonomy places the organism in Eukaryota, Metazoa, Chordata, Actinopteri, Salmoniformes, Salmonidae. The record is from the annotation of a GenBank genome assembly.